Zea mays is the source of this 657-nucleotide messenger RNA. RefSeq lists its product as uncharacterized. NCBI's taxonomy places the organism in Eukaryota, Viridiplantae, Streptophyta, Magnoliopsida, Poales, Poaceae. The record is from RefSeq and is a predicted model, not a curated record. The transcript is spliced from 5 exons. The coding region runs from base 1 to 657 and encodes 218 amino acids.
AUGCCAGCCGCCAGGAACCGCUCGGUUCUCUCGCAGGGGAGCCAGAGUUACAAGAGCGUGAAGGUGGCAGCGAAGAGGCUGGAAAAGGCAGCGCUCUCCUACAAAGGGGACGAACGGGUGCAGCUGUUGCGCCGGUGGCUCGUCGUGCUCAAGGAGACCCAGCGCGCGACCACGGUGGUUCGGGAGCCGCAACUUGGGGACAAUCCGGACCAGACUGCGCCCCUGCUGGAUUUGUACAUCGAUUACGACAGCGGUGCGGAGCCGAUGAACUUUUUCCAUGUCUUCCUCUACAGUCAAGCCCUCGAGUGUGUUGUUCUCUCCUUGAUUAGGGAAGCCCCAACUGAGGAAGAAGUUUCACUGGUCUCAGAAGUUUUUGGAAUGUGCCUUUCGGGAGGGAAGGAUGUGCACAAUGCACUCUUAAGUAGUGUAAAGGACCUGGCAAGGUUAUUCUCAAGUUAUAGUGACGAAGUGUUGGCAAAACGUGACGAGCUGCUUCAGUUUGCUCAGGGUGCGAUCUCAGGGCAAAAGAUAAAUGCUGACAUUGCAAGGUUCUGUCUUUUCUGUUGGGCAGUUGAAGGUGUUUGUAGUUCCAUUUUUGUGUGUCCAUGUUUACAUGCUUUAAAAACUAAAGCCUCUUUUUUCUUGAUUCCAGAUUAG